This is a messenger RNA of Musa acuminata AAA Group (dessert banana), 330 nucleotides long. RefSeq lists its product as uncharacterized. Lineage: Eukaryota; Viridiplantae; Streptophyta; Magnoliopsida; Zingiberales; Musaceae. The transcript has a single exon. Bases 1 to 330 code for a protein of 109 amino acids. The record is from RefSeq and is a predicted model, not a curated record.
AUGGCGCUAUUUGGGACUUCUGAUGCCCUGAUGUGCAGGGCAUUCCCCACGACUCUGCGGGGGCUGGCCCGCACAUGGUACAGCGGUCUGAGGCCAGGGACCGUCGCCUCCUUCGACCAGCUCGCUAAAGACUUUGAGCUUAACUUCCUGGCGUACGCCCGACCUAAGCCGUCCAUGGCGUUGCUCCUCGGGCUCAACCAGAAGGAGGACGAGCCCCUCGCCCAUUUUGUGAAUCGAUUUACAACCCAAAUCCAUGGAUUGUCGGAUGCUCACCCCUCUUUUUUGAUGCAGGCAUUCGUGAUAGGCCUGAGACCCUCCAAAUUCUUCUAG